CGCGACCGCGACCGAGAUGAGGAGGCGCGGAGCCGCGAGCGCGCCCGCCUCGAGAAGCUAGCGGAGCGGGAGAGGGAGAAGGAGCUGGAUGCUAUCAAGGAGCAGUACCUGGGGUCCAAGAAGCCCAAGAAGCGGGUCAUCAAACCCAGCGAGAAGUUCCGUUUCUCCUUCGACUGGGAGAACACCGAGGACACCUCCCGCGACAUGAACGCCCUCUACCAGAACCCUCACGAGGCCCGGCUUCUCUUCGGCCGCGGCUUUAUCGCUGGCAUCGACCGCCGCGAGCAGAAGAAGCUCGCCGCCCGUCAGGAGAAGGAGACCCGCGAGGAGAUCCGCCUCAAGGAGGGCAUCGAGGAGCGGCCCGAGGAGGCCGCCGCACGACGCCAGAAGGAGGCUGCUGCAGACCUCUAUGAUGCCUUCGACAUGCGCGUCGACCGCCACUGGACCGAGAAGCAGCUCGACGAGAUGACCGAGCGCGACUGGCGUAUAUUCCGCGAGGAUUUCAACAUCUCCUACAAGGGUUCCCGCAUUCCCCGCCCGAUGCGGAGCUGGGUCGAGAGCAAGCUCAGCCCUGAGCUGUUGAAGGCUGUGGAGAAGGCUGGGUACAAGACACCAUCCCCCAUCCAGAUGGCCGCCAUCCCUCUCGGCCUUCAGCAACGCGAUGUGAUUGGGAUUGCCGAGACCGGAUCCGGUAAGACGGCCGCCUUUGUCCUCCCCAUGCUUACCUAUAUCACGAAGCUGCCGCCCAUGAGCGAGGAGAACGAGGCUGAGGGGCCCUACGCUGUGGUGAUGGCACCUACUCGUGAGCUCGCACAGCAGAUUGAGGAUGAGACGGUGAAGUUUGCACAUUAUCUGGGGAUCAAGGUGGUCUCCAUUGUUGGAGGUCAGUCCAUCGAGGAGCAGGGGUUUAAGCUGAGGCGGGGGUGCGAGGUUGUGAUCGCCACUCCGGGGCGUCUUCUGGAUUGUUUGGAGCGACGAUAUGCUGUCCUCAACCAGUGCAACUAUGUUGUUCUUGAUGAAGCUGAUCGGAUGAUUGACAUGGGGUUUGAACCGCAGGUUGUUGGUGUCUUGGAUGCAAUGCCUUCCAGCAAUCUGAAACCUGAGAAUGAGGAUGAAGAGCUUGAUGAGAAGAAGAUCUAUCGGACAACCUACAUGUUUAGUGCAACCAUGCCCCCAGCUGUGGAGCGCCUCGCUAGGAAGUACUUGAGGAACCCUGUCGUUGUGACAAUUGGCACAGCUGGGAAGACCACUGAUCUCAUUACCCAGCAUGUGAUCAUGGUGAAGGAGUCGGAGAAGAUGCCCAGGCUUGAAAAGCUGCUCGGUGACCUCGGUGAUAAGACGGCCAUUGUGUUCUGCAACACAAAGAAGACUGUGGAUGUAAAGGCCAAGGACUUGGACAGAUUGGGCUAUAGGGUGACAACAGUUCAUGGAGGGAAGUCGCAGGAGCAACGAGAGAUCAGCCUUGAGGGAUUCAGGAGCAGGCGAUUCAAUGUUCUUGUUGCGACGGAUGUGCUAGGUCGUGGGAUUGAUAUCCCGGAUGUUGCUCAUGUUAUUAAUUAUGAUAUGCCAACGUCGAUUGACAUGUACACUCAUCGCAUUGGAAGGACAGGGCGUGCUGGAAAGACAGGAGUUGCAACGACAUUUUUGACUCUUGGAGACACUGAAGUUUUCUAUGAUCUGAAACAGAUGCUUAUACAAAGCAACAGUCCAGUGCCACCAGAGCUGACCAGACAUGAGGCUUCAAAAUUCAAGCCAGGAACAAUUCCUGAUAGACCUCCAAGGCGAAAUGAUACUGUUUUUGCUCAUUGAUGGAAAUUGAGGGAAAUGGGACUCUGGAUCUCGAUGAUGGGCCAAAUAUCAGAUUUUUCUGCUGUUGGGAUACGGUGAUCUCACUCUUCUUGCUUUUAUGGCCAUUCAUGGUUCUCCUUUUGAUUGGGAGAAGGCAUUUAAAAUUGCUUGGUCCCAAGGAUGCAUCCCUAAUAUUUGGUCUGAGAGCCAGCUGACCGGGUACAAAUUUGACCUGGUCCAAAUACUUUAGCUUCGCUCGAUCUGUAUGAAAUCUAGAUGAGGGCGUGGCGCUGCAAAUAUGUCAAAUCGACACCGUGACAUGUUGCUGUGAAAAUAUGUUGGCUGAUUUAGUCGAUUUUGAGCCGUGGGAUCGGUAGACGUCCGGUUCUUUCUUCUUGCAUCGUAGAACUCGAACCGGGCUCGGAUCCGCCUGAUAAAAGAUCGGAAGCGGAUUAGAGCAAGCACGACCCGAAGCCCGUGGCCAUGGCGAAAUCGCGGGCGCCCUCCAAGAAAAAAGCGGUAUUUUCUUCUUCGGGUUUCUUUCUUGAUACUAUUGAUUCGAGAAUAGGAAGACGUUGAGCCAGAAGAGCCUGAGGAGCCAUCGGAAAACGGUUUUGUUACCGAAUUCGGUGAUCAAGAAGAGGAAUCUGGGCGGAGUGCUGCGGUGGUUUUAUCAGAAAACGGGGGAUCCUCUGGAGAAGGUGAGGAAGAUCGGGAAGACGAUGGAGAAAUUCGUUGGUCGGCAGAGGAGAGUGAUUCAUCUGACAACGAGGUUGUUCAAUAUGUCAGAGCCAUUCGCAAGGGACUGAUCAAGUUUGACAAACCAAAGGAAGAGCCCCGGUUUUAUUUAUUGUGGGGAGAUGAUUCUAGUGCAGCAGAAAACGAGAGGCAUGGUUUGAGUUAUAUUGCUGCACCGAAACCAAAAUUGGCAGGUCAUGAAGAGUCGUAUAAUCCUUCUGUAGAAUACAUCCCUACUCAAGAGUAGAUCAAUUCUUAUGAGCUUAUGUAUGAGGACCGUCCUAAAUUUAUUCCAAGGAGGUAUGAGUCUCUUAGGAGCGUACCUGCUUAUGAGAAUGCUCUUAAGGAUUUGAUCGAUGUUUGCACCUGUAUUUGUGCCCCAGAACUCACGAAAAAUGUAUCAACAUUGAUCCUGAGUCUCUAAAGCCCAAGCUACCUUCUAAGAAAGACUUGAAGCCUUAUCCCUUGACAUGUUAUCUUGAGUAUAGAGGCCACUCUGGUCCUGUCAAUUCAAUUUCAAUGGCAGUAUCAGGGCAGUGGAUAGCAUCUGGUUCAACUGAUGGAACAGUACGUGUUUGGGAGGCUGAAACUGGUCGUUGCCUUGGAGUCUGGGAUGUUGGUGAAGCUCUGCAGCAUGUUGCAUGGAAUCUUUUGCCUGAGCUUCCUAUCUUGGCAGUGUCUGCGGGGCAUGAGGUGCAUCUGUUGAACACAGGACUGGGAGAUGCAGAAGGAAAGAUGAGGAUUAAAGGACUCUUCCAUGUUGAGGAAUCGAUAUUAACAGAUGAUGCUGGUUAAUUAAUUAGUUACCUAUGACAUCUCUUGCUUCUUAUGUAAAUUUCUUCAUAUCAGACUUAAUGCUUCAGGAAAUAGCACCUCUGUUGUGAGUUGGGUUCGACAUGAAAAGCAUGAUGGCAUCAUGUUGACGCAUCUUAAGUAUUGAUACACCAACUAUCCAAGAAGCAUACAGCAAAUGACUUCAAGAAGUUGGGUGCACCUCCAGUUUCAGCAGUUUUCCAUCCAACAUGCCCCUUUUUCUUCAUCUCAACAAAGAGAAAGAUUUGUGUUUAUGAUCUUUCAAAAAUAAACUAAUUAAAAAGCUUGAACCUGGUCUUCGUGAGGUUUCCUCCAUUGCUAUUCAUCCUGGAGGUGAUAACGUAAUUGUGGGGAGCAAAGAAGGAAAAAUGUGUUGGUUUGAUAUGGGCCUGUCAUCUCAACCAUACAAAAGAUUGCCGUGUACUUGAUUGCAAGUUCCAUCCUAGGCAGCCAUGGUUGUUCACUGCUGGUGCCGACUCAGUGAUCAAGCUUUAUUGUGAUUAAGAUCCAAUUAAACAAUGCAAGGCCCUAGAGGAAAGUGCAGAAGGAUAUCUUGGGUAAAAAUUGAUUACAAAUCAAUUUACUUUUGCCGGGGUACACAAGAAGCUCCUUUCAGGAAGAUGUUGGCUGCUGAGGUCAGUGGAGGCUAAUAGGCAUGCUAUGUUUGAUGUUCAUUAUCAUGUGUAUCAUAUUAUUUCAUGUUUUUAUCUAGUUCCAGGCUGACCAUGUCUAAAAAAAAAAAAAAAAAGACUUUUUUUUUGGGGGUGUUAUUUUGGAUGUUGUGGAGCAACGUCAUCACCCUCCACAACCGUAAUGCAAGUCAAAAAGCUUCUGUUUUUCCG
Elaeis guineensis (African oil palm) is the source of this 4181-nucleotide messenger RNA. Its product is annotated as DEAD-box ATP-dependent RNA helicase 21. Gene Ontology annotation, molecular function: nucleic acid binding; RNA helicase activity; ATP binding. The record is from RefSeq and is a predicted model, not a curated record. Lineage: Eukaryota; Viridiplantae; Streptophyta; Magnoliopsida; Arecales; Arecaceae.